Molecule: messenger RNA, 978 nt
Organism: Eutrema salsugineum
Lineage: Eukaryota; Viridiplantae; Streptophyta; Magnoliopsida; Brassicales; Brassicaceae
Product: transcription factor MYB80
Exons: 3
Coding region: 1-978 (325 amino acids)
Source: RefSeq, a predicted model, not a curated record
AUGGGUCGGAUUCCAUGUUGUGAAAAGGAGAAUGUGAAGAGAGGACAAUGGACUCCUGAAGAAGAUAACAAAUUGGCUUCUUACAUAGCUCAACAUGGUACUCGCAAUUGGCGUCUCAUCCCAAAAAACGCUGGAUUGCAGAGAUGUGGGAAAAGUUGUAGGCUAAGAUGGACGAACUAUUUGCGUCCUGACCUAAAACAUGGACAGUUUACUGAGGCUGAAGAACAUAUCAUUGUCAAGUUUCACUCUGUUCUUGGUAACCGGUGGUCGUUGAUUGCGGCGCAGCUCCCUGGUCGAACAGACAACGAUGUAAAAAACUAUUGGAACACGAAGCUGAAGAAGAAGUUGUCAGGAAUGGGAAUAGAUCCGGUGACUCACAAGCCUUUCUCUCAUCUAAUGGCAGAGAUCACCACUACACUUAACCCUCCUCAGGUCUCUCACCUAGCCGAAGCUGCCCUCGGUUGUUUCAAGGACGAGAUGCUUCACUUGCUCACCAAGAAACGCGUUGACCUAAACCAAAUCAACUUCUCAAACCCUAACCCUAACAACUUCAACCAAAUUGUUGAUAACGAAGCUGGUAAGAUGAAAAUGGAUGGUUUGGAGAAUGGGAAUAAUGGGAUAAUGAAGCUAUGGGACAUGGGUCAUGGAUUCUCUUAUGGUUCUUCUUCGUCGUCGUUUGGAAAUGAUGAAAGGAAUGAUGGAUCUGCGUCUCCUGCGGUUGCGGCGUGGAGGGGUCACGGUGGAAUACGUACGGCAGUGGCUGAAACCGCCGCAGCGGAGGAGGAGGAGGAGAGGAGGAAGUUGAAAGGAGAAGUGAUGGAUCAAGAGGAGAUUGUAUCUGAAGGAGGAAGAGGAGAUGGUAUGAUGGUGAUGAGGAGCCAUCAUCAUCAUCAACAACAACAUCAACAUCAUGUAUUUAAUGUGGAUAAUGUCUUGUGGGAUUUACAAGCUGAUGAUCUCGUCAAUCAUAUGGUUUGA